Molecule: messenger RNA, 285 nt
Organism: Penicillium oxalicum
Lineage: Eukaryota; Fungi; Ascomycota; Eurotiomycetes; Eurotiales; Aspergillaceae
Exons: 2
Coding region: 1-285 (94 amino acids)
Source: RefSeq, a predicted model, not a curated record
AUGGGUAACCUAAAGCUUGUCGUUGCACAUAGCACAAUGCCCGAAGACAAUAUCAACAAUAUCAAACCAAACCCAGAGUUUCAAGAUUUGCUGGCGUCUGCCCAACAGAAAAAUACGCCCAACCUGGGAAACAGUGGAUAUUUCCCAAUGGCUCGACCUCUUGCAGGGCAAGCUGGUAUGGGAUAUCGUGACUCGAAGGGGAACACCUAUACUAGUUACGCUGGCAAUGUUAACGGAGUACCUGGAGUUGGGGGCCAGUAUUCGGGGGACUGCGUCAUCCUGUGA